AUGACUGUCCCGAAAGUCAAGCCUCGCGCGCAGCUCCGUACCCAGGCGAAGUCGCGUAGAACCAACAAGAAGUACCAUGUCGAGAAGCCAAAAGCGAAGCAAACAAACAACGAUGCGCAGAGCCCUACAAAAGCACCAAAAGUGCACACGUCUUCUGCUGAAUCCAACAACCCGAUCUAUGACGACAAUAGCAACCCCGCUGAUGAUAACGGAUCGUCCUUCGCCAGACGCCAUGUACUAACUACUGACGAUCAAGAGUCUGCCGGCGCCUUCAAAAGCGGUCUUCGAACCGUACUAAUACGUGACAGAGCCCCUGUUACCACAGACAACUCGGAACUAGCCGAUAGCGCUGCGGAUGAGGAUGACGACCCGCCCGCCUCUCUCCUGAACCUGGCGCCUCUUUGGUAUCCUCAGCCAGACUGGUCUUGGCCGGAAGAAACUCUACCAGCGGCAACAGAUACUACAUUAGGUGACUCUCCUCGCGGCUUCGUCGUAGCAAACCGGCCUGCUUCAGCCCCAUCUCCACCACGCCGCGAUGUUGAUCAUUACAGCAGUCUGCUAGCUCGCGACGAUACCAACUGGGCGGAGUGGAACAAGUUGAAUAUUACUGCAGACGCCAUGCCUUUCACGCGGUCGCAGUCGGACACCCAGUUGCUACAUCCUCAGACCGGGAAGAAGAUGGCACGGGCAAACGGUCACCUGACCAAGAGCCAGACUGGUCAUGCUUUCCUAGAAGAUGCCGGCCACCGAUAUCCGUUUGGUCAGGGACCGGGCUGGUAG
Molecule: messenger RNA, 780 nt
Organism: Alternaria ventricosa
Lineage: Eukaryota; Fungi; Ascomycota; Dothideomycetes; Pleosporales; Pleosporaceae
Exons: 3
Coding region: 1-780 (259 amino acids)
Source: RefSeq, a predicted model, not a curated record